Molecule: messenger RNA, 2225 nt
Organism: Cuscuta europaea
Lineage: Eukaryota; Viridiplantae; Streptophyta; Magnoliopsida; Solanales; Convolvulaceae
Source: the annotation of a GenBank genome assembly
UUCCUAUUCUCUAUCAACCGUAAACGUGUUCUCUAUUAUACGUGAGGUUCACGUAAUAUUCAACGCAAACCUCGAUAUAAGGAAACACACUUUCGAAUUAAUUUUUCCAAUUCGCACGUCUCGUCAAUUCAAGGAAACUCUCAAGAAUUUCCUUUGGUCUUUCUUCCGUAUCUGGUCUAUUCGUUCGUCUAUACAAAAUUUGAUUGUCCAAGGGUUUUGAGAAGAGGAGGAAGGCUCAGACAAAAGUUCAGUGUUGAAAAUUUUGAAUUGAUCUGUAACAUUGGAGCCAAUACAAUACAAGCACUUCUUUCAUCAACGGUCGCGUGUUAUAAAGUCAGUUCCUUGUUCCAAGCUGUGAUGUUUUUUCCUUGAUAUAUGCAUACAUACAUAUAAUUAUAUAAAUAUACAUUAAAUGUGCGUUUGAUUUGUGGAAAGCCAUCAAACAUGUAAUCUCCCUGUCAUGUUAUGGAAUAUUUACUUGCCUUGGUCUUGGGUUGUUAUUAUAUGAUUGGUUCUAAUUUACAUUUGUUUAUUCUAACCUUCAGGUGUUAUGAUCUAAUGGAGUCUAAAAGUGGGAAAAAGAAGUCUAGCAGUAGCAAAUCCUUGUUCUACGAAGCUCCCCUCGGUUACACUAUUGAAGACGUUCGACCAAACGGUGGAGUCCAGAAGUUCAGAUCUGCUGCUUACUCCAACUGCGCACGCAAGCCAUCCUGAGAUUCCCUGUGCUUCUUGAUCAUAACCACCUUAACUGGUGGAGUUAAAGUUUAGCUAGUUCCUAUUACCUGCUCUGUCAUACUCUUCUUCUUCUUCUUCUUCUUCUUCACUCGUCCUAGUUAAUCCCUCUCUUCAACAAUCAGUCUACUAAGUCAACUUUUAAGUCCAAAUGGCAUCAACAGCAUCUGCAAUUGGGUUUGAAGGCUAUGAAAAGAGGCUUGAGAUCUCAUUUUAUGAGUCUGGAGAAUUUUCUGGCCCUAGAGGCGAAGGCUUGCGAGGUCUUCGCAGAGAACAAUUAGAUGAAGUUCUAAAACCUGCUCAGUGCACUAUCGUCUCAUCACUAGCCAAUGACUAUGUUGAUUCAUACGUUCUAUCUGAAUCUAGCCUCUUUGUUUACGCAUACAAGAUUAUCAUCAAAACAUGUGGCACCACAAAGCUCUUGCUCUCUAUCCCACCCAUCCUAGAUUUGGCCCUUGGGCUAGGCCUUGAAGUGAAAUCUGUUAAAUAUACUCGCGGUAGCUUCAUCUUUCCCGAGGUCCAACCGUACCCUCAUCGUUGUUUCUCCGAAGAAGUCGCCAUUCUCGAUGGGUAUUUUGGUAAACUUGGUUCCGGAAGUAAAGCAUAUGUGAUGGGUGGUUUUGGUACACAGAAGCAAUGGCAUGUCUAUUCUGCAUCUUCUGAAUCUGAAGAAAACAAGCUGUUGCCAGUCUAUACUUUGGAGAUGUGCAUGACUGGGUUGAACAAGAAGAAAUCAUCUGUGUUUUUCAAGACACAAUCAAACUCUGCUAUCGAUAUGACUGAAAGGUCCGGAAUCUGUAAGAUUCUCCCUGGAUCGGAUAUAUGCGACUUUGAUUUUGACCCUUGUGGGUACUCGAUGAAUGCCAUAGAGGGAGGGGGGAUUUCGACAAUUCAUGUGACUCCAGAAGAUGGAUUCAGCUAUGCAAGUUUUGAAGCGAUGGGUUAUGACUUCAAAGAUGUUGUCAAGUUGGAUGAUCUUAUCGAGAGGGUGUUGGCCUGCUUCCAACCUGCUGAGUUCUCUGUUGCUUUGCAUAGUGAUGCCCUUGGAGAGAAGCUUGACUCAGUUUUCAAUAUUGAUGUGAAUGGAUAUGUCUGUGGUGAGAGGAGCUGUGAAGUUCUUGGAAAGGGAGGAUCAAUAAUGUACUGUGGGUUCACUGGCAUUGGAAGUGGCGGGUGUGGGUCUCCUAGGUCCACCCUUCUCUGUUGUUGGAGCGAGAAUGAGGACGAGGAAGGAGGGAAGAAAUCCUUCUAAGUAAUAAAGUUGUUAUUAACUCUCUUCUUUAGUACUAUGUUGUCGAGUCUGAUUUUUAUUUCCUGUCAUUUCUACUUAUUUGGAGUCUGGUGUGUCUGUUUUUGUUGUCCAUGUGAUUUGAUAAACUUAAGUUAAUGAAUAACUCAUGUGGCCUAUUUGUAGUUGCAUUUGUAUUGCUUUUAUAUACGAUCUAUGGAUUCCUGCAUUUGCACUGUUAUAAGCAUUUGAUCCUGUGUGUUCA